This is a messenger RNA of Delphinapterus leucas (beluga whale), 8530 nucleotides long. It is a transcript of the gene NPC1L1, whose product is annotated as NPC1 like intracellular cholesterol transporter 1. Gene Ontology annotation, molecular function: cholesterol binding; lipid carrier activity. NCBI's taxonomy places the organism in Eukaryota, Metazoa, Chordata, Mammalia, Artiodactyla, Monodontidae. Gene Ontology annotation, biological process: intestinal cholesterol absorption; cholesterol homeostasis; sterol transport. Gene Ontology annotation, cellular component: plasma membrane. The record is from RefSeq and is a predicted model, not a curated record.
CUGCAGUGGAAGCAUGGAGACCUAACCACUGGACCACCAGGGAAGUCCAAGGAGCCCACUCUUCAAUGCACUCUGGUUGUUUCCUUCCAUCCCCUGGCUCAUCCCCACUGUCUGCUGGUGCCCUCUGGGAUCACCUUCCAAAUCAACUCUUUGCAGUGGAAUCCCUGCCUCAGUGUCUGCUUCGGGGGAUGGACAUCUAGGAGAGAGGACAGAGCCUAUCUGGGAGACAGAGCUGGAGUCCCAGCAUCAGCCUGCCAGGGUGUAUGGGGGCGGGGCCCGGGAGGUGCCGGAUGGAGGUCACUGCACACGGCAGCCCCUGGGCUGUUGGCUCUCCUCUCCACCGUGGCUGACUGGGGGCUUAGGGGUCCACCUGCACCUGCCCUGGCAUCCCCCCUUGGCGUCUGGUUCCCCCACUCUUGGCUUCUGUCUUCCCCUGUAUGUGUUGGGUGGCUCCCUCUGAGUCAGGCCAGGGUCUAUGAAGCAAACACAAGACCAGGGAGACAGCAGUUUCCUUCCAGCAGCUGCCUCUGGCAGGUGGUCACAUGAGAGAUAGCCCCCCCCCCCCGGGCUGACCUUAUCUGCUCAGCCUUGGCAUGGGGGCCAAGGUCUGACCCAUUCUGGUGAUAGGGAGAGCCCAAGGGAGACCUCAGAGCUCCCUUUCUGGAAGGAGCAGAAGGUGAAUGAAGUGUAACCUGGGCCCAGGGGGGGCGGGGCUGCUUGCCUGGGGCUCCCAGCGACACUCAGCCCCUCCGUGGUUGGUGGGGACAGACCGGGGCACGGGACAUAAGGGAGGGGCCGGGGGCGGAGGAGCGAGGCUGUGUGUACCCGUCACACCUGGGGUCUCUGUGCACUGUCAGACCCCAGUGAGCUGGUGUUUGCCCCUCCACCCAGAGGAGACUGCUGUCACUGUGUCACUCCACCCCUAACUGCCCCCUCUGUUAUCGGGUUGUUAAUAUUAAUUAACAACAGUUGCCAAGGAUGACAGUGCAAGGGUGUGUCCCAGCCAGAGCUGGCCUGGACCCAAGAGGGUGCUGGGGAGACUGGGGGGUCUGAGGCUGGGGCUUGGGGGCGCGAAGAGAGGUUCAGAGGGCCGGUGCCCGGGCCCAGCCACAUCUUGCACUUGUCCCUGGGCCUGGGACCUCCUGCAGCAGAGGCCGCUUGGGGAGCUCACGGGAAGUCUCUGGCUCGCUCAGCCCUCUGGCCUUGGUCACUUUGGGAAGUGGGUGAAGGGGACACCCCGGGAGGCUCAACUGAGAGGGUGCAGCCAAAGGUUGGAGGGACAAGUGAGGUGGAUCAUUAACCAGCUGGGAGCCCUGGGAGGUGCAGGGCUCAGCCCCAUUGGUCCCCAACUCAAUCGGGUGACGCUGUCCCGGGUGGGGAAGCUGCCUCGUAGGCCGUCCCCAGUUUUAGUAUAUGUACAGCCGCAGUGAGCUCUGUGUGUUGCCAGGAGCCAGCCCUUGGCUGUCCCCAAGUCCUGGCCUCACUUACCCUCUGACCCCUUCCCAGUGCCAGGAUGGUGGAGGUCGGCCUGAAGGGCUGGCUGCUCUGGGCUCUGCUCCUGAAGUUGGCCCAGAGCGAGCUGUACACGCCCAUACACCGGCCCGGAUACUGCGCCUUCUACGACGAGUGCGGGAAGAACCCGGAGCUGUCUGGAGGCCUGGCUUCACUGACCAACGUGUCCUGCCUGGACAACACGCCUGCUCGCCACGUCACGGGUGACCACCUGACCCUCCUGCAGAGCAUCUGUCCCCGCCUCUACACCGGCCCCAACACCACCUACGCCUGCUGCUCCCCGAAACAGCUGGUGGCCCUGGACGUGAGCCUGGGGGUCACCAAGGCCCUCCUCACCCGCUGCCCUGCCUGCUCUGACAACUUCGUGAGCCUGCAUUGUCACAACACCUGCAGCUCCAACCAGAGCCUCUUCAUCAACGUGACCCGAGUGGCCGGGCAGGGGGGCAGCCAGCCCCGGGCGGUGGUGGCCUAUGAGGCCUACUACCAGCGCAGCUUCGCCGAGCGGACCUACGACUCCUGCAGCCGGGUGCGCAUCCCUGCGGCCGCCACGUUGGUGGUGGGCUCCAUGUGCGGUGUCUACGGCUCUGCCCUCUGCAAUGCCCAGCGCUGGCUCAAUUUCCAGGGGGACACGGGGAACGGCCUGGCACCCCUGGACAUCACCUUUCACCUGUGGGAGCCUAGCCAGGCCGAGGGCAGCGUGAUGCAACUUCUGAACGAUGAGGUUGUGCCCUGCAACCGGUCCCUGGGCUACGGCGCGUCGGCCUGCUCCUGCCAGGACUGCACUGCUUCCUGCCCCGUCAUCGCCCGGCCCCCGGCCCUGGACCCCACCUUCUACCUGGGCCGCAUGGUCGGGAGCCUGGCCCUCACCCUCAUCCUCUGCUCUGUCUUCGCCUUGCUCACCGCCUUCCUCCUGUGGUCCCGCCUGGCUGAGCGGUGCCAACGCAAGACGCCCAGCCCCGAGGCGAGCAUCAGCCUCGCCCACCGGCUCAGCCUCUCCACCCACACCGUCCUCAGCCAGUGCUUCCAGUGCUGGGGCACGUGGGUGGCCUCGUGGCCAGUGACCAUCCUGGUGGUGUCCACUGUUGUGGUGGUGCCCAUGGCAGGGGGCCUGGCUUUUAUAGAACUGACCACAGACCCCGUGGAGCUGUGGUCAGCCCCCAGCAGCCGAGCCCGAAGUGAGAAGGCAUUCCACGACAAGCAUUUUGGCCCCUUCUUCCGAACCAACCAGGUGAUCUUGACGGCACCUGGCCGGCCCCGCUACAGGUAUGACUCCCUGCUGCUGGGGCCCAAGAACUUCAGUGGGAUCCUGUCCUCUGACCUGCUGCUGGAGGUGCUGGAGCUGCAGGAGAGGCUGCGGCGCCUGCAGGUGUGGUCGCCAGAGGAGCAGCGAAACGUCUCCCUGCAGGACACCUGCUACGCCCCCCUCAACCCGCACAACGCCAGUCUCUCCGACUGCUGCGUCAACAGCCUCCUGCAGUAUUUCCAGAACAACCGCACGCGCUUGCUGCUCACGGCCAACCAGACGCUGUUGGGGCAGACCUCCCAGGUGGACUGGAAGGACCACUUUCUCUACUGCGCCAACGCCCCCCUCACCUACAAAGAUGGCACGGCCCUGGCCCUGAGCUGCAUGGCUGACUACGGGGCGCCCGUCUUCCCUUUCCUCGCCGUGGGGGGCUACAAAGGGAAGGACUAUUCUGAGGCGGAGGCCCUGAUCAUGACCUUCUCCCUCAACAAUUACCCUCCUGGGGACCCCCGCCUGGCCCAGGCUAAGCUCUGGGAGGGGGCCUUCUUGGAGGAGAUGCGAGCCUUCCAGCGUCGGAUGGCUGGUGUGUUCCAGGUCACAUUCAUGGCGGAGCGCUCCCUGGAGGAUGAGAUCAACAGCACAACAGCCGAGGACCUGCCCAUCUUCGCUGUCAGCUACCUCGUCAUCUUCUUGUAUAUCUCCCUGGCCCUGGGCAGCUACUCCAGCUGGCGCCGAGUACUGGUGGACUCCAAGGCCACGCUGGGCCUGGGCGGGGUGGCUGUGGUGCUGGGAGCAGUCAUGGCUUCCAUGGGCUUCUUCUCCUACCUGGGUGUCCCCUCGUCACUGGUGAUCCUGCAAGUGGUGCCAUUCCUGGUGCUCGCCGUGGGGGCCGACAACAUCUUCAUCUUCGUUCUCGAGUACCAGAGACUGCCACGGAGGCCUGGGGAGGGGCGGGAGGCCCACAUCGGCCGAGCCCUGGGCAGAGUGGCCCCCAGCAUGCUGCUUUGCAGCCUCUCCGAGGCCAUCUGCUUCUUCCUAGGAGCUCUGACCCCCAUGCCAGCUGUGCGGACCUUUGCCCUGACCUCCGGCUUCGCGUUGCUUCUCGACUUCCUGCUGCAGAUGUCGGCCUUCGUGGCCCUGCUCUCCCUUGACAGCAGAAGGCAGGAGGCCUCCCGGCUGGACGUCUGCUGCUGCAAGAGCGCCCGGGAGCUGCCCCCGCCUAGCCAGGACGAGGGGCUACUGCUCCGAUGCUUCCGCAAGUUCUACGUCCCGUUCCUGCUGCACCGGUUCACCCGUGUGGUCGUGCUGCUGCUCUUCCUGGCCAUGUUUGGAGCAAGUCUCUAUUUCAUGUGCUACAUCAAAGUGGGGCUGGACCAGGAGCUGGCCCUGCCCAAGGACUCGUACCUGCUUGACUAUUUCCUCUUUCUGAACCGCUACUUUGAGGUGGGGGUCCCAGUCUACUUUGUAACCACUGGGGGCUACAACUUCUCCAGUGAGGCAGGUUUGAACGCCAUCUGCUCCAGCGCAGGCUGCAACAACUUCUCCUUGACCCAGAAGAUCCAGUACGCCACCGAGUUCCCUGAUGAGUCUUACCUGGCCAUCCCUGCCUCCUCCUGGGUGGACGACUUCAUUGACUGGCUGUCCUCAUCUUCCUGCUGCCGCCUUUAUGUCUUUGGCCCCAAUAAAGAUGAGUUCUGCCCCUCGACUGUCAACUCCCUGGCCUGCUUGAAGAACUGCAUGAGACACACAGCAGGGUCUGUCCGGCCAUCAGUGGAGGAGUUCCACAAGUAUCUUCCCUGGUUCCUGAGCGAUGAGCCCAACAUCAAAUGUCCCAAAGGCGGCCUGGCAGCGUACAGCGCCUCCGUGAAUCUGGGCCCAGACGGCCAGGUCUUAGCCUCGCGGUUCAUGGCCUACCACAAGCCGCUGAAGAACUCUCAGGAUUACACGGAGGCUCUGCGGGCAGCUCGGGCGCUGGCAGCCAACAUCACCGCCGACCUGCGGAAGGUGCCGGGCACCGACCCAGACUUUGAGGUCUUCCCUUACACGAUCACCAACGUGUUCUAUGAGCAGUACCUGACCGUGGUCCCUGAGGGGGUGUUCUUGCUCACCGUCUGCCUGCUGCCCACCUUCGCUGUCUGCUGCUUCCUGCUGGGCAUGGACAUCUGCUCCGGCCUCCUCAACCUGUUCUCCAUCAUCAUGAUCCUGGUGGACACUGUGGGCUUCAUGACCCUGUGGGAUAUCAGCUACAAUGCUGUGUCCCUCAUCAACCUGGUCACGGCGGUGGGCAUCUCUGUGGAGUUCGUGUCCCACAUCACCCGCUCCUUUGCCAUCAGCACCAAGCCCACGCGGCUUGAGAGGGCCAAGGAGGCCACCAUCUCCAUGGGCAGCGCGGUGUUCGCAGGAGUGGCCAUGACCAACCUGCCCGGCAUCCUCGUCCUGGGCCUGGCCAAGGCGCAGCUCAUCCAGACCUUCUUCUUCCGUCUCAACCUCCUCAUCACUGUGCUGGGCCUGCUGCAUGGCCUGGUCUUCCUGCCGGUCAUCCUCAGCUACCUGGGGCCUGAUGUCAACCCAGCUCUGGUGCAGCUGCAGAAGCAGGAGGGGGAGGUGACUGCAGCCACGGCGGCCUCCUGGUCAAAGCGCCCUGCCCCGAUGAGCACGGCCAACAGUGUCUAUGUCAACUACGGCUUUGAAAGUCCUGCCAAGAGCGAGGGUGGCCUGGGUAGCUCUCGGCCUCACAAUAGGCAGAAGCUCUGAUGGAGCCGGAGCCCCUGUCCAAGCUCACCGGCCCUGACCUGAGGGGCCAUGAGGGCUCCUCUGUGGGGGUCCCUUGACCCAUCCCCGCCCUCAGGGCCUGGGAGAGGCUGUCCCCACAGGAGUGCCCGCGACAGGUCACCCUCUGGCCAUGAGGUCUCACCCACAGGGACACACGAUUGUGAUGGAGGUGGCGCGCGAUGGCGUGGGUGUGAUCUGGUCCUGACCCACCUCUUGAAUUUGACGUGUGUCCUCCUCAUGCAAGUUUUAAAACUUUAGUUCUGUGUAUGUAAACAUAUAAUAUUAUUGCACAUUUAAAAGUUUUCCUUAAUUGAUAUUAUACUUGACCUAUCCUUUUGCAAUGAGGUUGUUUUAUUUUUGCACGCAACAUACAUUUUUUUGAUUUAUUCAUGUUGAUACGGGGAGAUCUAGUCCAAUCAUUUGAACUGCGACACAGCAUUCCAUUGUGUGAACGAACACGGUGUUUUUAUCCAUUCCCCAGCUAGUGGGCAAUCACAUUGUCCCCAAUUAUUUUUCUGCUAUAAGUCCACAGUCACUUUUGUGGAAUUCAGAGCUCCCAAAGCUCUGAAAACCUACUGUGUUUGUCUCUUUUUCUCCUGUAAGUUUGGGACAAACUCAUUUGGUGGCAAAAACCGAUCAGACAAGAUGUAUCUAUUUAUACUUUAUAAAUAGGACACUUACACUGUUCAACCAACUUGUUGUGAAUAGUCAUAUAUUUCAGUGCAUUAAUGAGUUUGAUUUUGUGUCGCUGCCCCAGAUCCUCCUGGGGUCUAAUAUCUAAUGUACUGUAAGCAUCAAAUUACCUUUCUAAAAAAUGUUCUAAAUCCUGAAAUUCAGCUCACCUAUGGGAUUUCAGGUAUGGAACCAUGGACCUGUGUGAUGAGCACGUGCUUACACGUCUCCUGUCUAUGUGUGGGGAGCUACCAUCGCUGUAGCACUGAACAGCAUACAGGCAAAUGCCUCCCAGAGAGGUUGCCCUGUUCACACCAGCAGUGGAUGAGGGUGCCUCUCUCCCUGCACCAAUACCACCGAAACGCUCCACUUACUUUUGAGAGGCAGGAGGGUACGAUUAUGGAUGAUUAUCCCUUUUUUAAAAACACUUUUUUAAAAGAAGACUUUUAAAUUUUAGAAUAGUUUUACAGAAAUAUUACAGAGAUAGUACAGAGUUUCUGUAUGCCCCCCACCCAGUUUACCCUGCUAACAUAUUACAUUAGUAUAAUACACUUGUCAGUGUACAAUUAAUGAACCAGUACUGAUAAUUACUACUAACUAAAGCCCAUACUUUGUUUAGAUUUCCGUAGCUUUUAUCUAGUGUCCAUUUUCUGUGCUAGGAUCCCAUCCAGGACACCACAUAAUACUCAGAUGUUAUGUCUACUUAGGCUCCUCUGGGCUGUGACAGUUUGUCAGACUCUCCUUUUCUUUGUUUUUGAUGACCCGGACAGUUGAAGACUGGUCAGGCAUUUUACAGAAUGUCCUUCAAAUGGGGUUUGUCUGGUGUUUCUCCCGAUUAAACUAGGGUGAUGGGCUUUUGGGAGGGAGACCGCAGAGGCAGAGCACCGUUCUCAGCAUAUCGUGCCAGGGGUGCCUGCAGUCGCCACCACGCAUCGCUGUGAUGCUGACUCUGACCACCUGGCUGAGGUUGCAACGGCCAGGCGUCUUCCCUGUACAGUUAUCUUGCACCUGUUUCCACGCUGUGCUCUUUGGACGGAAGUCGCUGUGCACAGCCCACACUUAAGGAGGGGGGAGUUAUGUUCCACUUCCUGGCAGGUGGGGUGUUUACAUAACUUAUUCGGAACUCUUCUGAACAGGAAAAUUGUCUGUUCCUCUCCAUUUAUUUAUUUAUUCGGUAUGAUAUCUAUAUCAGUAUGGACUCACGGAUACUCAUUUUGAACUUUGGGUUCUAAUAUACUACUUUAUCUGAGGCUCAAAUUGUUCCACGUUUGGCCAUUGGGAGCUCUUUCAAUUGGCUCCUGGGUCCCUUUGGCAUACUCCCAUCACUGUGGAAUUUUUUCCCCUUUUUGAGCACUUCCUUACUUUCUGGCAUUAUAAGAUGAUCCAGGCUCAACUUGUAUAUUUCUGCCCCAGUCCUAGAGUCAGUUGUUUCUCCCAGGAGUUCUAGCCCUUCUAUUGGAGAUGGGAUUAGAAACCAGGAUCGGGGUGUUCAGUGUGUGCGUUGCUGCUGGGGCAUUGUUGCUUCUGGGUCCUCUCAGCUGAGAGAGCAAGGAAACGUGUGUACGCUGACCCAUGUAUGUACACAUUUCUAUAAAUAUUGCUAUAUGUAGCCAUUUGUAUCUAUAUUAAGCUAAACAGGAGUUAAUGCUGAUGCCUCCGCCUCUAACCCAUAACCACGCGAAUCAUUCUAGACUGCUCUCUUGCUUAUCUGUAGCCUCCCAUGCCAAUAGUGAGAAGCCCGGCUGUACCACCCUCACCAUUUACAUAAUUGUUCAUUUCCUCUGUACAUACGUAGUAGUUUCAGAAAUGAUAACUCAUAUCCCUGUGGAAAACAACCUUAGAAUUAAGUGUCUGCUAUGUACAGUUCCUUUAGCCUUUAGUCUUCCAGACACCAUUCAUUUCCAAAGUUACUUAGGUCAGCAUCUUCUUCUACCACCCCUUUCGGAGAGGCUGUUUCGUACAUUUUUAAUACAGUUAGAUUCUUGUGUCACAUUCUUCCUUCCAUUCUGGUGUUACAAAAUCAUGUGUGUAAAAAAGAUUGUUGGGGGCGGGUAAUCAAGAGAACACUAUCCCUGGUUGACCCUCCAGCUGGACUCAGGCAAUAGGAGACCCCUCACCCCUUCUGCUGUCCUUGUACGCUCUGCCUACCGUUCCCACAGUGGGAGCUGUUUUCAGGGAAAUGGCCUUGAGAGAGUAAGGUGUUGAUGAGACCAUCCAGUCAGUGUACGUGACUGAACCCAGUUAAGGCUUCUGUAUAAACUUCUAAGAUUCUGGCAGAGUGGCUGCCCAGGCUAGCCUUGUAAGUUACUUCCCUUGCUUAUUAAACCUGCC